This is a messenger RNA of Argiope bruennichi, 1771 nucleotides long. RefSeq names its product histidine-rich glycoprotein-like. NCBI's taxonomy places the organism in Eukaryota, Metazoa, Arthropoda, Arachnida, Araneae, Araneidae. The transcript has 3 exons. The record is from RefSeq and is a predicted model, not a curated record. The coding region runs from base 84 to 1448 and encodes 454 amino acids.
GGAUUUAUUCCAUUGGAACUUCUUACUUAUUGGAUUAAGACUUCAUUUGACUUAAGUAACGGGGAAAAAAUCUAAAACGUUAUAUGAGGAUCAGUAUGAAGCUGUGUUUGGUUUUACUGGUGGUUGCUGUAAUGUACGUUGCAGCAGAACCUGAACCUGAACCUGAACAUGAGGGAGAACCAUAUGGAGAUGACAAGAAAGUUAUUGUGAUUAAAGACAAGAGUGAGCAUCACCACCAUCACCACCACCAUCAUCAUCACCACCACAAGCAUGGUCAUGAACAUAAGCACGGACAUGAACACAAGCAUGGACACGAACACAAGCAUGACCAUGGUCACAAGCACGAUCAUUUGCACAAACAUGCUCAUGACCACAAGCAUGGACAUGAACAUAAACAUGGCCAUGAACACAAGCAUGAUCAUGCUCACAAACAUGAACACGGGCACAAACAUGAGCAUGGUCACAAGCACGAACAUGCCCACAAGCACGGUCACGAACAUAAGCAUGGACACGAGCACAAGCACGGCCAUGAACACAAACAUGAACACGGGCACAAACACGGACAUUUGCACAAGCAUGAACAUGGACACAAACAUGGACACCAUCAUGAUCAUGCUCAUAAGCACGAACACGGUCACAAGCACGAACAUGGUCACAAACAUGGUCAUGAACACAAGCACGGCCAUGAACACAAACACGAGCAUGGACACAAGCAUGAGCACGGACAUAAGCACGGGCACGCUCACAAACACGAGCACGGUCACAAACAUGGUCAUGAACAUGGUCAUAAGCACGGACAUGAACAUGGUCACAAACACGGACAUGCCCACAAACACGGCCAUGAGCACGGACACAAACACGGUCAUGAACACAAGCAUGGACAUGAGCACAAACAUGGACACGAUCAUAAACACGGCCAUGAACACAAACAUGGUCAUGAACAUGGUCAUCACCAUGGUCACAAACACGAACAUGGACACAAGCACGGACAUGGACACAAGCAUGGACACGAACACAAGCACGGUCAUGAACAUGGCCAUCACCACGGUCACAAGCAUCACCACAAAUGGCACGGAAUCAUCCAUGGUCAUGGUCACUCCCUUCAUGCCGAGCCCCAUGGAUUUGAAAUCCCAGCAGCUGGACACCACGGAUUCGAAGCUGCACCAGAAGAACAUGGCCACGAAUUUGAAGUCGAUGCAGAACCUGAGCAUGAAAUUGUACCCCAUCAUCACGAAGAGCCUGAACAUGAAUCCUAUGAAGCAAAAACUGUCGGACUUGAAGAACCCAUUGUCGGUUUCACUACUGAAAUCAAACACGAGCCUUUGUUUGCUGGUGGACAUGGAAUCACUCAUGAAUAUCGCAAAUUCGGAAGCUCUGAUGGACAUCCUUUCCUCGGUAAAUUUGGGCUCCCUUCUAUCGCUAGGAAAGACGUUCUAGUCAAGGCCUAAUGCUUCAUCAAGAAGGCGAAAUCAUAAAAUGUGAUCCUGAAGUUUCUAUAGGCAUUUUGUCUUGAUACCUAUCCUAUAUUAAUUUAUUUAUUGCCUCAGCCAAAUAUCUCUGUACAAGUGAUUAUGUAUAGAAUCCAUUGCCUGUCCUCCGUCUGCAUUUAUGCUGUUUGCCUUUAUGUUCAAACUUUUAUGCUAUGCAAAAGCGUUAAUGAAAUUGCAUUGGUUUAGACACAGUAAGAAAAUAGCAUUCGGCAUGGAUAUGUAUCAUAUUGUACAGUGAAUUCAUUUUUACGUGUAGUAAAAAUACGUUGUAAUUUGUUUGU